Molecule: messenger RNA, 3982 nt
Organism: Esox lucius (northern pike)
Lineage: Eukaryota; Metazoa; Chordata; Actinopteri; Esociformes; Esocidae
Product: NACHT, LRR and PYD domains-containing protein 12
Exons: 13
Coding region: 424-3963 (1179 amino acids)
Molecular function (GO): metal ion binding; protein binding
Source: RefSeq, a predicted model, not a curated record
GAUAAGACUUGACGCAAGGACUGACUGUGGAUAAGAACAGUAAUUUACAACUUGACAGUAAAUGAAACUGUAAGUGUUGGGAGGAGUCUCUGUGGUUUUAUUUACUGUACAGGAAGAAAAGAUGCCUCUGACCCUACCCCCAAGGAACAACUUUUAGACAAACACAGAGGGAAGCGAGCAGAUCAUAUCAAUGUACUGUACAGUUGGACACAUUUGACAACUAACCAGUGGGUCUAACGAUAGACAGUGGAAGUGCUACUGCAAGCAUUUUUUUCUCAUAAAACAACGGCCUUACAAGCCUCUCUGCAGCCUGGGCCAUUUUGAAGGCACUUAUUUCGCAGUGUCACCGAUAUUGUGGAGAAGAUGGUGGGGACCUGCUUAAACCAAGGAGCCUACUAAAUAUCCAGAGUGGAAUCUGCUGGGAUGGAAAUGAGUGAAUGGAGCUGGAGGGCACGUGAGACUGGGCAUCAGUCCAGCUGUUCAGUGUGUGGCCAGGGACUGGCAAACCCAGUCUCUUUGAACUGUGGACACAGAGCGUGCCAACAGUGUGUCAGCUUCCAUUGGGACCAGCCUGGUCCACCAGGGGAUCCUGGAUGCCCCCGGUGUGGAAAGAGAUCCAGAACACACCCUGAACCGAAUCUACAUCUGCAAAAUCUUGAAGACCAGCAUGAAAAGAAACAUGGAGCAGCUUCAGUCCCUAACUCCAUUAGUGCCCGGGAUGGAGGCACCGUCAUUGCACCAUUUAUCUAUAACUCCACAGUGAGGGACAUCGUCAUCACUUUGCCAAAAACAGAAGCACCACAAAGCAGUUCCACUCAAAAAUUGAAUGAUAUUCAGAAGACAUAUAAAACCAGCCUGAGGAAGAAGUUUGGAUUUGUGUUAGAAGGCUCUGCAGUCGAUCGAACGGCUCUUGAUAAGAUUUACACCCAGCUCUACAUCACUCAGGGCGAGAGUGAAGGGGUUAAUAAAGAACAUGAGGUUCGGAGGAUUGAAUACACGUCCAGGAGAAAAGCAUCACUAGACACUCCUAUUGACUGCAAUGACAUUUUCGAACCCUCACGUGGAGAAGAUGAACACAUCAGAACUGUGCUGACCACAGGCAUCGCUGGAAUCGGAAAGACCGUCUCCGUGAAGAAAUUCAUUGUGGACUGGGCAGAAGGCCGAGCCAAUCCAGAUGUAGACUUCAUCUUUGUGCUUCCUUUCCGGGAGUUAAAUCUUAUUAAAAACCAAUGCAGUCUUCAUGGUCUUUUAAAUGGUUUUCACCCUGAACUUUCAGAAAUUAAAGAUGCAAAGCAGUAUACUGCCUGUAAGGUUCUAUUCAUCUUCGAUGGUCUGGAUGAAAGCCGACUUCCUUUGGAUUUCCAAAAUAACCAGACCCUUUUGGAUAUCACACACACGUCAUUGGUAGACGAGUUGCUGACUAACCUUAUCAAAGGGAACCUGUUUCCCAAAGCACACGUCUGGAUAACUUCGAGACCAGCAGCAGCCAGUAAGAUCCCCCGUGACAUGGUCUGUCUAACGACAGAAAUACGAGGGUUCACUGACACACAAAGAGAAGAAUACUUUAAGAAGAGGUUCGGUGAAGAGAAACUAGCCAACAAAAUAAUCUCACAUGUGAAGACCUCACGGAGCCUUCAUAUCAUGUGCCACAUACCAGUCUUUUGUUGGAUCACUGCAAAGGUUCUGGAGAACGUGUAUCGGGAGCAAAGAUAUGAGAGUGGAGAGAUCCUUACUACUCUGACGGAGAUGUAUGCUCGCCUCACUGUCAUUCAGGUUAACAUAGCAAAUGAAAAGUAUCAUGGCACAAACGAAAGAGAUAAAAGGAAAAUCUUGGAAAGAAAUAGAGUCUUAAUUUUGAACCUAGCACAAUUGGCAUUUGAACAACUGCAAGAAGGCAAUAUCAUAUUUGAUGAGGAAGACCUGGGAAACUGUGGUAUUAAUGUCAGUGAAGACUCAACAUACUCUGAGUUUUGCACAGAAUUCCUUAAAGAGGAGUGUGGGUUGUACAGAAAGGUCUACUGCUUUGUGCACUUGACAUUUCAGGAGUUCCUUGCUGCACUGUAUGUCUUUCACUGCUGUGUGAGCAACAACAUCAAGGCCCUGGAGUCUUUCCUAGAUAAUGUGUCUGCAGAGCUUCCCCUCCAUGAGUUGCUGAAGAUGAUUGUGGAUAAAGCCUCGGAGAGUGAAAAUGGACAUCUGGACCUCUUCUUGCGCUUCCUUGUUGGCAUCUCAUUGGAAUCCAAUCAGAGACUGUUGCAAGGCAUACUGCCAAAAACAAAGAUCAGCUCAAAGACUAUUGAGGAGAUUAGGCAAUAUCUCAAGAAUCCUGGUUCCCAUAAUAUCUCACCUAGAGGCUACAUCAACCUUUUCCUCUGUUUGACUGAGAUGAAGGACAAUUCGGUUCAGGAGGAUGUUCAUAAGUUACUUAAAUCCGAAGAAGAGCUGUCGCCUGCUGACUGCUCAGCCCUGGCCUAUGUGCUUCUGAUGUCGGAGGAGGUCCUGGAUGAGUUUAACCUGAUGAGAUAUAACACAUCAGAGGAGGGGCAUGACAGACUAGUGCCAGCAGUGAAAAACUGCAGAAAGGCAGUACUGACUGGCUACACACUCUCGAAUCAGGUCAGUGACACACUGGCAUCUGUUCUCCAAUCUGCAUAUUCACCACUGAGGGACUUGGACCUGACGAACAGUGAGCUGUAUGAUGAUGGAGAGGUCAUACUCUUUGUUGGAUUGGAGCAGCCUCACUGCAAACUAGAGACACUGAGACUUGCUGGUUGUGGCCUCACUGGGGAGUCUUGUGAAAUACUGGUCUCUCUUAAGUUAUCCCUUAUUGAGUUGGACCUGAGUUACAACAGACUGCAUGAUUAUGGAAUGAAGCUGCUGGCUGCGGGAUUGAUGAGCCCACACUGGAAACUGGAGAAACUGAGGCUGAAUCGGUGUUGUCUGACAGCGGACUGCUGUGAAGAAUUGGCCUCGGCUCUCAGUUCAACCUCCUCUCAUCUGAGAGAGCUGGACCUGAGUCACAAUGACCUGCAGGAUUCAGGAGUGAAGCGGCUCUCUGAUGGAUUAGGGAAUCAAAACUGUAGACUAGAAAAACUGAGGCUGUCAUUAUGUAAAGUCACAGAGGAAGGCUGUGCUGAUCUAGCUUCAGCACUGAGUUCAAAUCCCUCCUAUCUGAAAGAGCUUGACCUGAGCUUCAAUCACCCUGGAGACUUAGGAGUGAAGCUGCUCUCUGCUAAACUGGAGAGUACCCAAUGUAUAGUCAGUCUGGACCAUAAUGAAAUAAUCUGGGUUGAACCACAGCUGCUUAAGAAAUAUGUUAUUCAACCCACACUAAACCUGAACACAGUGAGCAGAUCCCUAUCUCUGUCUCAAGAAAACAGACAGGUGACAGGGGUUCAACAGCAGCAGCAGUAUCCCGAUCACCCAGAGAGGUUUGACUGUCCACAGGCGCUGUGUACAGAGGGUCUGACUGGGCGCCAUUACUGGGAGGCCGAGGGCCGUGGCCACCUGACUGUCAUAGGAGUGGCAUAUGAAGGAAUCAGCAGAAAGGGACACGGACGUGUCAGUAAGCUUGGAUGCAAUGACGCUUCCUGGUGUCUUGCUUCUUCCAAACACCAUUACUCUGCCGACUACAAUAAUAAAACCACUAAAAUAAUCGUGCCCCCAAAACUUGCUAUGCAAAAUAAGAGGAUAGGUGUGUUUUUGGAUUGUUCUGCUGGAACUGUCUCCUUCUAUGAGGCCUCCACCCAACCUCUGACCCACCUGUACACGUUCUGCACCCAGUUCACCGAGCCACUCUAUCCGGUGUUUGGAAUAGAGACGGCAAACUCCUCCAUUUCUUUUGGAGUUGCGACUAAUCCUGUGGAGGCUAAAAGGCCAUCAUUUAAUGAGUUUAGUGAAUUAGGCGGUAUUUCUAUAAGUGACGGAUUUCUUCACACAAAUAUUUUCCAUUACAUAAACUGAAGGAGCACAAAUGUUUAAG